CGACCAUUUGGAGACGGAGGGGCAGCGGUAAUGAGACCGUGACAGCUCUGAAGAAUGGUUUAUUAUGACAACAAUAACUCCGCGGGGGAAUGUAACGGCUACAAGUGAAAGUAAUAAAAUACAACUUUCACUUGUAAUUGGUGCAAAUUAUGAUUUCAAAAAGGCAUACUCAACCACCUAAACAUGAUCCAGUUUCAAACUCAAUGUGCGCACUAGUGGGGUUGAAUAAACUGAUUAAUUAACCGGUUUAUGAAUUCAGUUUGAACUUUUAUUUGACGUUUAAUCAAUUCUUAAAAGAAAUUGAUGAAAGGCAGAACUCGACAAUGUCUGUUCCAGUACAUCCGGAGACCAGGAAAUUUACAAGGGGACUAAGUAAACCUGGCACUGCGGCUGAACUAAGGCAAAGUGUCUCUGAGGUUGUCAGGACCUCCGUGUUUAUUGUGAAGCCCAAAGUUAUCGAACCCCUGGACUAUGAGACUGUUCUUGUCCAGAGGAAGACCCAGAUUCUCAGUGAUGUCCUCCGGGACAUGCUGCAGUUCCCCCAGGAGGACUUCCAGAUUUCGACUCAGAGACGCCAAGGAAGAACUGUCUACCCCACAGUGCCUGAGAAUGCAGAGAAGGAGGCGCAGAGUCUGUUUGUCCAAGAGUGCAUCAAGACCUACAACACUGACUGGCAUGUCGUUAAUUACAAGUAUGAGGACUACUCUGGGGACUUUCGGCAGCUUCCAAACAAAUUGUCCAGACCAGACAAACUGGCUGUCCACGUUUUUGAGGUUGAUGAAGAUGUUGACAAAGAUGAGGACACAACCUCCCUAGGUUCCCAGAAAGGAGGGAUCACCAAGCAUGGCUGGCUGUACAAAGGCAACAUGAACAGUGCCAUCAGCGUCACCAUGAGGUCUUUCAAGAGGAGGUAUUUCCACCUAACCCAGCUGGGUGACGGCUCUUACAACCUCAACUUCUACAAGGAUGACAAGAUCUCCAAAGAAUCCAAAGGAACCAUCUUCCUGGACUCAUGUAUGGGAGUUGUUCAGAAUAACAGGGUGCGGCGCUUUGCCUUUGAGCUGAAGAUGCAGGACAAGAGCACGUACCUGCUGGCUGCCGACAGCGAGGGAGAGAUGGAGGACUGGAUCAGCACUCUCAAUAAGAUCCUACACAGCAGCUUUGAGAUCGCCAUGCAGGAGAAGAGGAACGGGGACAUCCACGACGAUGACGAGCCGGGAAAGGCAGACAGUUCGUUGGGGAGUAUGGACAGCUUUCAGAGUGCAAGAGAUAUUGAAUCUAAAAUGAGGAACGAGACCAGAUUGAAACUGUUCACCUUGGAUCCCGACACACAGAAACUUGACUUCUCAGGAAUUGAGCCAGAUAUAAAGCAAUAUGAAGAAAAGUUUGGCAAGCGCAUUUUGGUCAAUUGCAAUGACCUGGCCUUCAACCUGCAGAGCUGUGUAGAGGAGAAUGACGAGGGACCAACAACAAACGUGGAGCCGUUCUUUGUGACCCUGUCGCUGUUCGACAUCCAGAAUAGCAGGAAGAUCUCGUCAGACUUCCAUGUGGACCUGAACCACCCGUCCGUCAGACAGCUGGUGGCCAACCCCAGCAGCCAGUACAUGAACGGGGGUGGGGACGCCUUGCUGGGGUUGCAGAGGGAGGUCCACGGUCUGCCUGAGGAGGCCAUGCUGUACCCCAGACAGGGAGUGUUCUCUGUAACGUGUCCACACCCAGAUAUCUUCCUGUUAGCUCGCAUUGAGAAGGUCCUCCAGGGAGGAAUCACACACUGUGCUGAGCCCUACAUGAAGAGCUCAGACUCCACCAAGGUGGCACAGAAGGUUCUGAAAAAUGCCAAAUUGUCUUGCAGCCGGUUGGGCCAGUACAGGAUGCCUUUUGGAUGGGCCGCCAGGCCUCUGUUCAAAGAUGCAUCGGGGACGUUGGACAAAAGUGGACGUUUCUCCGCCAUCUACAGACAGGACAGUAACAAGUUGUCCAACGACGAUAUGUUUAAACUGCUGGCUGACUUCAGAAAGCCAGAGAAGAUGGCCAAGCUCCCUGUAAUCUUAGGAAACUUAGACGUUACCAUUGAUGAUGUUGCCCCUGACUUGACAAAUUGUAUUAGCUCAUCCUAUAUUCCUGUGAGGACUUUCGAUAGCAGUGAGAAGACGAACAUCUACUUUGAGGUGGAGGAGUUUGUUCCCUACAUAGCCAAAUGCUCCCAGCCGUUCACCAUCUACAACAAUCACCUCUAUGUCUACCCCAGGCACCUGAAGUACGACAGCCAAAAAUCCUUCACAAAGGCUAGAAACAUAGCUGUCUGCAUCGAGUUCAAGGACUCUGACGGAGAGGAGGCUGUCUCGCUCAAGUGCAUCUAUGGUCGACCAGGAGGACCCCUGUUUACAGAGAAUGCCUCUGCUGCAGUAUCACAUCACCAACACAGCCCAGAGUUUUAUGAUGAGUUUAAGAUUGCUCUACCCACUCAGCUCAAUGAGAAGCACCAUCUGCUGUUCACCUUCUUCCACGUCAGCUGUGACAGCAACAGCAAGGCCAGCGCCAAGAAGAGAGACGUGGUGGAGACACAAGUGGGUUACGCCUGGCUCCCUCUGCUGAAGGAUGGCAGGGUGAUCAUGAAUGAGAGUCACGUCCCCGUGGCUGCCAACCUGCCCACUGGCUACCUCAACUGUCAAGAGGUUGUCAGCAAGCAGCAUCCUGAAAUCAAAUGGGUGGAUGGAGGCAAGCCUUUGUUCAAGGUGUCCACUCACCUCGUCUCCACUGUGUACACUCAGGAUCAACAUUUGCACAAUUUCUUUGGUCACUGUCAGAGCACAGAGUCUGCAGCCCAGGGGACAGGAGGAGAGCUGGUCAAGUAUCUGAAGAGUCUACACGCUAUGGAGAGUUCUGUGAUGAUACAGUUCCUGCCCACCACUCUCAACCAGCUAUUCCGUGUGUUGACCAGUGCCACCCAUGAGGAGGUGGCUGUCAACGUCACCAAAGUCAUGAUUCACAUUGUUUCCCAGUGCCACGAAGAGGGGCUGGAACACUACCUACGAUCAUAUGUCAAGUAUGUGUUUAAGACCGAGCCAUACACAUCCUCUACCACGAGAACAGUUCACGAGGAGCUGGCCAAAGCCAUGACUGCAAUUCUAAAGCCUUCCACAGACUUCCUCACCAGCAACAAAUUGCUAAAGUACUCGUGGUAUUUCUUCGAAGCCUUAGUGAAGUCCAUGGCACAGUACUUGAUUGAGAGCAGUAAAGUGAGGGUGUCCAGGAACCAGCGUUUCUCGGCCGGUUUCCACCACACGGUGGAGACCCUGGUCAACAUGAUGAUGCCCCACAUCACCCAGAAGUACAAGGACAACUUGGACGCAGCCCGCAACGCCAACCACAGCCUGGCUGUCUUCAUCAAGCGCUGUUUGACCCUCAUGGACAGAGGCUUUGUCUUCAAGCAGAUCAACCACUACAUCCACUGCUUUGUGCCUGGAGACCCCAGGACUCUUUUUGAGUUCAAGUUUGAGUUCCUGCGUGUCAUAUGCAACCACGAGCACUACAUCCCCUUGAAUCUGCCCAUGCCUUUUGGAAAUGGGAGGAUACAGAGAUUUCAAGACCUCCAGUUGGACUACUCGCUGACAGACGACUUCUGUAAGAACCACUUCCUGGUUGGGCUGUUGCUGCGGGAGGUGGGCGGGGCCUUGCAGGAGUUCCGGGAGAUCCGUCAGGUAUCCAUCCACGUGCUCAAGAACCUGAUGGUCAAGCACACCUUCGACGAGCGCUACACUUCCAAGAGCCAGCAGGCUAGGUUGGCCACCCUUUACCUGCCCCUGUUUGGUCUGCUCCAGGAGAACGUCCACAGGCUCAACGUGAAGGAAGUUUCCCCAUUCACCAUCAACUACUCCAACAAUAAUGGAAGAGAUGAUCCACUCUUGGGCAACACCGUGAUGUUUACGCCUCCGAGGUCCAGUACUUUUUUCGACAACAGUUUGCACAAGGAUUUGUUUGGAGUCAUCUCUGGCACCGCCUCCCCUCAUGCAUCCUCUACCCCCAACGUUAACUCUGUCCGCCACACUGACUCUCGGGGCUCCCUAAUCAGCACUGACUCUGGAAACAGCCUUCAUGAGAAGAGCAACGAUAAGAACAACUCUCUGGACAAGAGCCAGCCAGCGUCAGCUCUGAGCGGCAGCCUGCUGCGUUGUGACAAGCUGGACCAGGCUGAGAUCAAGAGCCUGCUCAUGUGCUUCCUCCACGUCCUCAAGAGCAUGUCUGAGGAUGCUCUGUUUACCUACUGGAACAAGGCCUCGUCUACUGAGCUCAUGGACUUCUUCACUCUCGUAGAAGUGUGUCUCCAUCAAUUCAGAUAUAUAGGAAAGAGAUGCAUCGCAAGGAGCCAGGAAGGGGUGGGACCCAUAACAGCACAUGAGCGGAAGUCUCAGACUUUGCCUGUGUCCCGUAACAGGGCGGGAAUGAUGCAUGCCCGCUUACAGCAACUCAACAGCCUGGAUAACUCAUACACUUUUAACCACACCUAUAGCCACUCUGAUGCUGACGUGCUGAACCAAUCGGUUCUGGAGGCUAACAUCGCCACGGAGGUCUGCCUCACCGUGCUGGACACUCUCAGCAUCUUCAUCAUGGGAUUCAAGACCCAGCUCUGUUCGGACCAUGGCCACAACCCCCUCAUGAAGAAGGUGUUUGAGGUGCACCUCUGCUUCCUACAAAUCAACCAAUCAGAGACAGCCCUCAAGCAGGUCUUCACCUCGCUGCGCACCUUCAUCUACAAGUUCCCCUGCACCUUCUUCGAGGGCCGAGCGGACAUGUGUGCUUCGUUCUGCUAUGAGAUCCUGAAGUGCUGUAACUCGAAGCUGAGCUCCAUCCGCAGCGACGCCGCCCACCUCCUCUACUUCCUCAUGAAGAGUAACUUUGACUACACAGGACGCAAGUCCUUCGUCCGCACUCACCUACAGGUGGUGAUCGCCGUCAGUCAGCUGAUUGCUGACGUCAUCGGUAUCGGAGGAACCCGCUUCCAGCAGUCCCUGUCCAUUAUCAACAACUGUGCCAACGGUGACAAGACAAUCAAGAACACAGCCUUCCCGUCAGAUGUGAAGGACCUGACCAAGCGGAUCCGGACGGUCCUGAUGGCCACGGCUCAGAUGAAGGAGCAUGAGAGGGACCCAGAGAUGCUGGUGGAUCUGCAGUACAGCCUAGCGAAGUCCUACGCCAGCACGCCCGAGCUCCGCAAGACCUGGCUGGACAGCAUGGCCCGCAUCCAUGUGAAGAAUGGAGACCUGUCCGAGGCAGCCAUGUGUUAUGUGCACGUGGCAGCACUGGUGGCCGAGUAUCUCCGGAGGAAAGGCAUGUUUAAGCAGGGCUGCUCAGCCUUCCGGGUGGUCACCCCCAACAUUGAUGAGGAGGUAUCCAUGAUGGAGGAUGUGGGCAUGCAGGAUGUCCACUUCAACGAGGAUGUCCUGAUGGAGCUGUUGGAAGAGUGUGCUGAUGGCCUGUGGAAGGCUGAGCGCUAUGAGCUCAUCUCAGACGUCUACAAGCUCAUCAUCCCCAUCUACGAACAGGGGAGGGAUUUUGAGAAACUGUCUCACCUAUAUGACACACUCCAUCGUGCCUACAUCAAAGUGACAGAGGUCAUGCACACGGGCAAGAGGCUGCUGGGAACCUACUUCAGAGUGGCUUUCUUUGGCCAGGGAUUCUUUGAGGAUGAAGAUGGUAAGGAGUACAUCUACAAAGAACCCAAAUUCACCCCACUGUCAGAGAUAUCUCAGAGGCUACUCAAGCUCUACUCUGACAAGUUCGGCCCGGAGAAUGUCAAGAUGAUUCAGGACUCUGGGAGGAUCAACACUAAAGAUCUGGACUCUAAGUACGCCUACAUCCAGGUGACCCACGUAACCCCGUUCCUGGAGGAGAAGGAGCUGAUGGACCGGAAGACAGACUUUGAGAAGAGCCACAACAUCCGGCGCUUUGACUUCGAGAUGCCCUUCACCGUGUCGGGGAAGAAGCAGGGUGGGGUGGAGGAGCAGUAUAAACGCAGGACCAUCCUGACCACAACCCACUGUUUCCCCUAUGUGAAGAAGCGUAUUGCGGUGAUGUACCAGCACCACACAGACUUGAACCCCAUAGAGGUGGCUAUAGACGAGAUGAGCAAGAGGUUGACCGAGCUGAGACAGCUAGUUGCCACCAACGAGGUGGACAUGAUCCGCCUGCAGCUGAAAUUACAGGGCAGCAUUAGUGUCCAGGUAAAUGCUGGUCCCCUCGCAUAUGCCCGAGCUUUCCUCGAUGAUGCCAGCACCAAGAAGUACCCUGACAACAAGGUCAAACAACUUAAAGAGGUCUUCAGGCAGUUUGUGGAAGCGUGUGGCCAUGGCCUGGGCAUCAACGAGCGGCUGAUUAAAGAGGACCAGCAGGAGUACCAUGACGAGAUGAAGGCCAACUACAGAGACCUGGCCAGAGAGCUGUCCGCCAUCAUGCACGAGCCAAUCAUUCCAGUGGAGGAUGGCAUGAAGAACGUUCUUCCAGACUCACUGCACAUCUUCAACGUCAUCAGUGGUACCCCCAGUGGUACCCCCAGUGGUACCCCCAGCGGUGCCACCAUCAUGGGCCUGCCCAACUCCUCCUCUGUGGUGUGAGACCCACCGGAUUGGCUGACUCCUGACCUCAAACGCUCUGUGCCAGCGCUGCCAUGAGUGGCCAUUUCCUGCUUUUCUGUUCUCCUUAUCAUCAAGUUUGCUUUUGGCUAAACUGAGACAAUAUUGAUGUUCUGUUAAUUUUCUCUCACAUCUUCUCUGGCUUGUGCAAUGGGCCAGGACAAAUGACUGUGUUACACAGUUGUAUAGAGUACAGUCGCUCUGUGGAGGAUGGGACCAGGGGCAUUCAUCCAUGAGGAUGGAUGAACUAAAAUAAUGCCACAUGAACAGAGAGAAGGGGGGGGGAGACUGGUGUAGCCUCCAUCCUGACUGGGGUUCCUGUCUGUGGAGUGUUGGGGUUCCUGUCUGUGGAGUGUUGGGGUUCCUGUCUGUGGAGUGUUGGGGUUCCUGUCUGUGGAGUGUUGGGGUUCCUGUCUGUGGAGUGUUGGGGUUCCUGUCUGUGGAGUGUUGGGGUUCCUGUCUGUGGAGUGUUGGGGUUCCAUGAUGUAUACAGUGGGAGGAAGAAGUAUGUGAACCCUUUGGAAUUACCUGGAUUCCUGCAUAAAUUGGUCAUACAAUUUUAUCUGAUCUUCAUCUAAGUCACAACAAUAGACAAACACAGUCUGCUUAAACUAGUAACACACAAACAAUGAUAAUUUGUCAUGUCUUUAUUGAACACACCGUGUAAACAUUCACAGUGCAGGUUGGAGAAAGUAUGUGAACCCUUGGAUUUAUUAACCUAUGCCUAUGCCGCUCUGUACCAUCACUCAUUCAUAUAUCUUUAUGUACAUAUUCUUUAUCCCUUUACACUUGUGUGUAUAAGGUAGUAGUUUUGGAAUUGUUAGUUAGAUUACUCGUUGGUUAUUACUGCAUUGUCGGAACUAGAAGCUCAAGCAUUUCGCUACACUCGCAUUAACAUCUGCUAACCAUGUGUAUGUGACAAAUACAUUUGAUUUGAUUUGAUUUAGAGGUUAACCCUCCUUUGGCAGCAAUAACCUCAAACAAACGUUUUCUGUAGUUGUGGAUCAGACCUGCAUAACGGUCAGGAGGAAUUUUGGACCAUUCCUCUUUAUAAAACUGUUUCAGUUCCACAAUAUUCUUGGGAUGUCUGGUGUGAACCGCUCUCUUGAGGUCAUGCCACAGCAUCAGGACUGACUGGGCCACUCCAGAAGGUCAGGACUCUGACUGGGCCACUCCAGAAGGUCAGGACUCUGACUGGGCCACUCCAGAAGGUCAGUACUCUGACUGGGCCACUCCAGAAGGUCAGGACUGACUGGGCCACUCCAGCAGGCAUAUUUUCUUCUGUUCAAGCCAUUCUGUUGAUGAUUUACUUCUGUCUAUUGGGUUGAUGUCCUGUUGCAUCACCUUACUUCUGUUGAGCUUCAAUUGGCAGACAGCUAGCCUUACAUUCUAUUGCAAAAUGUCUUGAUAAACUUGGGAAUACAUUUUUCCGUCGAUGAUAGCAAGCUGUCCAGGCCAUGAGGCAACAAAGCAGCCCCAAACCAUGAUGCUCCCUCCACCAUAGUUUACAGUUGGGAUGAGGUUUUGAUGUUGGUGUGCUGUACCUUUUUUUCUCCACACAGUGUUGUGUGUUCCUUCCUUCCAAACAACUCAACUUUAGUUCAAUCUGUCCACAGAAUAUUUUGUCAGUAGCGCUCUGGAACAUCCAGGUGCUCUUUUGCGAACUUCAGACAUGCAGCAAUGUUUUUUUUGGACAGCAGUGGCUUCUUCCAUGGUGUCCUCCCAUGAACACCAUUCUUGUUUAGUGUUUUAUGUAUUGUAGACUCGUCAACAGAGAUGUUAGCAUGUUCCAGAGAUUUCUGUAAGUCUUUCGCUGACACUCUAGGAUUCUUCUUAACCUCAUUGAGCAUUCUGCACUGUGCUCUUGCCGUCAUCUUUGUAUGACGGCCACUCCCAGGGAGAGUAGCAACAGUGCCGAACUUUCUCCAUUUAUAUACAAUUUGUCUUACCGUGGACUGAUGAACAUCAAGGCCUUUAGAGAUACUUUUGUAACCCUUUCCAGCUUUAUGCAAGUUGACAAAUCUUAAUCUUAGGUCUUCUGCGAUCUCUUUUGUUUGAGGCAUGGGACACAUCAGGCAAUGCUUCUUGUGAAUAGAAAACUCCAAUUUUGUGAGUAUUUUUAUAGGGCAAGGCAGCUCUAAUCAACAUCUCCAAUCUCAUCUCAUUGAUUGGCCUCCAGGUUAGCUGACUCCUGACUUCAAUUAGCUUUUGGAGAAGCCUAGGGGGGUUCACAUACUUUUCCCAACUUACACUGUGAAUGUUUAAAUUAUGUAUUCAAUAUAGACAAGAAAAAUACAAUAAUUUGUGUGUUCUUAGUUUAAGCACACUGUGUCUAUUGUUGUGACUUAGAUGAAAAUCAGAUCAAAUUUUAUGUCAAAUGUAUGCAGAAAUCCAGGUAAUUCAAAAGGGUUCACCUACUUUUUCUUGCUACUGUAUAUGACAUCACUGGUAGUGUUUCCUGUGGAGCCGUCCCCAUAGGGAUCCUUAAAGCGACAGAAAUGUGCAUGUGAUGUCACUAGCCCUCAUCAGCUUUCUGUCGUCUCAUUUUGAUCUCUGUUUGUUUCGAUCAUUUGUCUUCUGCUCUGAACUCUUCAAGUGAUUUUCUUUGUAUUGAUGUCUUGACGAACAUUAUAAACCAGGUGGUUUGAGCCCUGAAUGCUGAUUGGCUGAAAGCUGUGGUAUAUCAGACCAUUUACCACGGCUAUUUAAAAAUAUAUAUAUACGUUAGUAACCAGUUUAUAAUAUCAAUAAGGCACCUCAGGGGUUGGUGGUAUAUGGCCAAUAUAGCACAGCUAAUGGCUGUAUCCAGGCACUCCGUGUUGCGUCGUACAUAAGAACAGCCCUUAGCCGAGGGAAUAUUGGCCAUAAACCAACGAGUUUAGUCCCCUGAGGUGCCUUAUUGCUUAAAUAUAUGCUGCAUACAUUGGCAUUCAUCUCUCUGUACAUGUACACGAAGACAUGUUAUAUUUCUACAAAGCUGCAAUUUAUUGGAAAAAUAGCCUCCUAUGAAAAAGUUAGCAUUCAACCUUAAUCAUUUAAAUGUCUUAGAAUGGGAUUUUUUUUAAAUAUAUAUAUUUAAAGCCAUUGCGUAUAAGUAUAUUCCAAGCUGUUUAUUCAUGUAUAUAAAAAAGGAGUGCAAUAUUUGUAUUUUGCAAGGUACAGUGUCUUGCUGUGUUGGGUUCAAUAAUACAUUGUAUAGAUUAUGUUCAUCCUUCUUUUCAAAGCCAUUCUAGUGUUUAUUCACAGACCUACCAUUUGAGUGUUUAUUCAAAUAUUUAAAGAAAUCGUUUUAUAUUUGGGAAGCAAUGGGUUUUUAAUUUUUAUUUAACAGAAAGUCACUUUUCUGCUGUAAACAGAAAUGUUCUCUAAUGCUUUUCUUUUCAAUAAAAUUCACUCAUUCCUCUUCA
Messenger RNA from Oncorhynchus kisutch (coho salmon), 10036 nucleotides. RefSeq names its product dedicator of cytokinesis protein 9. The transcript is spliced from 53 exons. NCBI's taxonomy places the organism in Eukaryota, Metazoa, Chordata, Actinopteri, Salmoniformes, Salmonidae. Gene Ontology annotation, molecular function: guanyl-nucleotide exchange factor activity. The coding region runs from base 324 to 6611 and encodes 2095 amino acids. The record is from RefSeq and is a predicted model, not a curated record. Gene Ontology annotation, biological process: small GTPase-mediated signal transduction; positive regulation of GTPase activity.